Yarrowia lipolytica CLIB122 is the source of this 300-nucleotide messenger RNA. The record is from RefSeq and is a predicted model, not a curated record. NCBI's taxonomy places the organism in Eukaryota, Fungi, Ascomycota, Dipodascomycetes, Dipodascales.
AUGUUCCCCAACCCCGACACCUCCAUAUUUGAUGUAGCUCAAGGGGAAAGUCCCGAGAAGGAGAAGCCCCAGCAGUACCGCUAUACAAGGAGGAAGUCAACUCAUCCAUGUGGUACCGAAUCGACACUUAUGGAGCAGAGAGAAAAGGUGGAGAGAGAUACUUUGCUCUGUGCAAGUCGUGGCACAAGACUCGAAAUCGUUCCUGGCCAACCAUCAAACUCCAGUCCACGGUAUCUCUGCAGUCACAAAGAGUAUCUAUCCUUUCCCUACAAGUGUGAUUCUCGACAAGAAAUUCCUUAA